Poecilia latipinna (sailfin molly) is the source of this 2657-nucleotide messenger RNA. RefSeq names its product GTPase IMAP family member 8-like. The transcript is spliced from 6 exons. Gene Ontology annotation, molecular function: GTP binding. The record is from RefSeq and is a predicted model, not a curated record. Bases 68 to 2551 code for a protein of 827 amino acids. Lineage: Eukaryota; Metazoa; Chordata; Actinopteri; Cyprinodontiformes; Poeciliidae.
CUUUUAGGAAUAGACAGGGAAAGGCAGGAACAAGCGGAAACGUCGGCAGAGUUUGGAGCCUAAUGAAAUGGCUGCCUAUGCUCAUAUUUCCAAAUUAGCACAAAGCCAUCCUGCUACAGAGUUGAGGAUUGUGUUGAUAGGAGGAAGAUUAAAUGGAAGUCUAAGUGGUAAAAGUUCAGCUGGAAACUUCAUCCUGGGUCAAAAUGUUUUUGACACCAGCAGAAGAACAGCUCAGAGUGAAGCGAGGCAGAAGGAAGUGUUCGGCAGACGAGUCACAGUGGUUGAUACUCCAGGAUGGUGGUGGAUUUGGCCUAAAGAAGAAACUCCCAAACUGGAUCAGAUAGAAAUCCAGAACAGUGUCCAUCUGUGUCCCCCAGGACCUCAUGUCUUUCUGCUGGUCAUUCCUGUUGAUUUAUAUUUACCACAGUGGGUCAAAGCUUCACUAAAGCAGCACCUGAAACUUUUCAAUGUAGAUGUUUUCUGUCACACCAUCGUGCUGAUCACUGCAGUCGCUCCAUGUAGUGAUGAAGAGGUAGAAUCCAGAAUCAACACAAGUCCAACCCUGAGGUGGAUUCUUCAACAAUGUGAAGACAGAAAACAUUUUCUCAACAUCAGUGACAGAGACGAUAAAGAUCAAGUUAAGAUCUUGUUAGAGAAAAUUGAGACCCUGAUUAUAAUCAAUGGAUUCAGACACUGUUCUGUUGACAGAAGUCAAGGAGAAACUCUGAGAAAAGAAAUGACAAGUUUGACUGAAAGAGCCUCAAAAAGGUUUAAUCAAAUGCAGAAACAAAGAAGGAAACUCAGAGAGCUAUUUGAAGGUGGAAAAGUCCCUCCAGACCAUUUGAAAAUAGUGAUGAUUGGAGAUUCACUGGCUGGCAAGAGCUCAGCAGGAAACAUCCUGAUAAAAAAUGCAUUUCAUGUUAAUAAAAAUGGAAGAACAACAAUGCGCAGUGAAAUCAGUCAUGGUUUGGUUGAAGGAAGGCGGCUCACAGUGGUCGAUUCUCCUGGUUGGUUCUGCAUCAACACCCUUCAGGAAACCAGUGAGAUGGAUAAACUGGAAAUAGAGAACAGUGUGAAUCUGUGUCCUCCAGGACCACAUGCUGUGCUGCUGGUUAUUCCUGUGAUAAUAAACAUUGAUGAAUCAUAUCUGAGAUCUGUUCAGCAACACAUGAGUCUGUUUAGAGAAGAAAUCUGGAAACACACACUUGUUCUGUUUACCUAUGGAGACUGGUUAGGAGUGAAGACUGUAGAGGAGCGUAUAGAGAGUGAUGAAGGUCUGCAGUGGAUAGUGAACAAGUGUGAGAACAGGUAUCAUGUCCUGAACAACAAGGACCACAGUGAUAAGACUCAGGUAAAGGAACUACUGGAGAAGAUUGAAGAGAUGUGGGCAGGAAAUGAAGAUGAUCCUUACUAUGAAGUGGAGCUGGACCGAGCAGCAGAGCUAGAAACCAAGAGAGAGACUGGAGACAAGAUGGCCAGAAGGUUGAAGACGAUCAAUGAGAGAAAGACAAGAGUCCUGAAUGAGCUGAUUGGAGGUGAGAGCCAUCCAGUCACUGACAUCAGGAUUGUUCUUGUUGGCCAGAAAUGUUCAGGGAAAAGUGAAGUUGGAAACAUGAUUAUGUCCAAUGAAAAAUUUAAAAUGACUUCUGAGAGAGCUUGGUUGACAAACACCUACCAAGAACAUAGAGAAACUUCAACAUGUGUGAAACAUGAAGGAAACUUUGAUGGAGUAAAAGUCUCAGUUGUUGAAACUCCAGGCUGGUUCUCAGACCCAACACCACCUGACUGGAUCAAAGAUGAAGUUCUCCACAGUGUCUCCAUGUGUUCUCCUGGACCUCAUGUUUUUCUCCUGGUUGUUCUCAUCCUCAGGUCUUUCACAGAGAAAGAUCUCAAAGCUCUGGUGGAGAUCAUGAAGCCAUUAACAGAGAGAGUGUGGAGACACUGCAUGGUGGUUUUUACCUGGGGACACUGGCUCAGUGACCUCCCUGUAGAGAAUUACAUCGUCAGAGAGGGAAAGGAGCUUCAGGAGCUUCUGGAGAAAUGUGGGAACAGAUACCAUGUUCUAAACCCCAAUCGAUAUAGUGAUGCUGUUCAAGUCAAAGAGUUGUUCCAAAAAAUUAUUAAUAUGGUAAAACAAAACAAAGGAUGCUUUACAGCUGAAAGUGAACAAAAUACAUUUCUCAGUUUCCUUUGGCCACCAAAACAACCCACACUUACAGAAAAGGAAUGGAGCAGGAGAGAACAGGAGCUGGUAGAGAGAAUGAUGAAAGCUUUAGCAAUGGAACCAGAAGAACCAACAGAACCUGAUGUGAGAACAGCAGAGAGCAAAGAAGGUGGUCCUAACGUGAGUGGAGAUGUUGCCUCAGAUUAUGGGAGCAUUUCAGAGAACAGGAGACGACGAGGACAUGAUCAAGCUGCUGAAGGGCCGACUACCAGAGUUAGACCAUCAGAGAUCAGCUCUGGGAUCGGGAUCAUUUCUUCUUCAAACACUGACAUGGAAAACUUUGACGACAGUUCUGAAAUCAGAGAAUAUGCAAAUUCAAAAAAAUAAAGUAUUCACCUACCUAUUGGGUUUCUUCUGGAAAAAGAAGCAAAUAUUUAAAAAAAAAGUAUUUGCUUUACCUAAUAAAGAAACAGCUGACAUUUACUGAUGUUAA